Caenorhabditis angaria is the source of this 1423-nucleotide messenger RNA. Lineage: Eukaryota; Metazoa; Nematoda; Chromadorea; Rhabditida; Rhabditidae. The record is from the annotation of a GenBank genome assembly.
AUGGAUUCACCGUCUUCUUCUUCAUCUUGUGUUUCAUCAACUUCACUUUCCCCAAUUCAUCAAAAUUGUCAAAUUUGUUUCCAAGCAGCUCAUGGAAAGCAUUUUGGCGCAUAUUCCUGUAGAGCAUGUUCUGCAUUUUUCCGAAGAGCUGUGAUUGGAAAUUAUGAGAAAAUAAAAUGCAGACAGGGAGAUGGAAAAUGUGAAGCAAGAUUAGAUGGAAGAUUCAGUUGUAAAAAAUGUCGAUUGGAAAAAUGUUUCUCAGCUGGGAUGAGAGAAGAAAGUAAGUUCCAAAAAAUCCAAAUAGUUGCCAAUCAUAUUUUAAUUUCUUAGAACUUCAAUUUGAUCGUGAUCUUGUUUCAUCAACUGAACAAUUUGUUAGAAAACGAAAAAUAUUAUUUUCAACAAUUCCCCAUUCACCCGAAUGUUUUCUUGGUCGUCCAAGUUUUAUUUUUGCUUGCGAACCUGAUAUUGCAACUUCAAGUAGAACUUUGAUUGAUGUUCAAUUACUUAUUGAGAAAGCUUCGAAUUUAUUUAUUUCAAAUAAUUCUUCAAGACAAUCUGAAAUUUUAACUGGAAUGAGCACUUUGGAUAGAUUAUCAUAUGCUCUAGAUUUGUCUCAUGAACCAACGAAUGAAGAUCCAGUUAUUGUUAAUAAAAUUGGAAAAGAUGAAACUUUAUUGUUUUGGGAGUAUAAAUUUUUGAAUGCUGCAAAUUGGCUGACUUAUAGUGAUGAAUUUCAACAACUUCCACAAAAAAUGAAAGUUGAGUUUGUAAAGUCAAUUUGGUUUGUUUGGAUGAAAAUGGAUAAAAUUGCUGGAGCUGCCGAACGUCGAAUGAAACAAAAAGAAAAAGAAGAUGAAAGUUUAUGCCACGUAACAAAAAAUGUUUAUAUUGAUAUUGACAAGGUUGAAUUGGAUACAUCUUGGAUGUCAAAUUAUAAAAAAGAACAAUUGGCAUAGUAAGUUAAAGAGCAAUGAAAUAUUCUAAAAAAAAGUGGAUCAUUUCAGCUUCAUCGAAAAACCGAGUAGAUCAUAUCAAAAUAAUAUUGUUGAACCAUUAAUGGAACUUCGUCCCACAAUUCAAGAAGUCACUUAUAUGGUCUGUGUUGUCUCAUUUCGUUAUGCUGCUAAACAACACGGUGGAGAUAUUGCUGAUAUUUCGGAAAAGUUAAUUGAAAAACUUGCCAAUGAUCUGCACAAUUAUUAUUUCAAUGAAAUGAAUUUGAGAAAUUAUGCAUCCAGAAUGGCGAAAAUGAUGAGAAUUGUUCAAUUUGUCGAGGUAGUACAAAAAACAUGAAGACAUUAGAAAAAGUUCCAAAUUUCAGCGUGACAUCCAAGAUCGAAAACAACGUGCUGAAAUUGCCAGGCUUUUCGAUGUUUUCACAAUCGAAUUCUCACAUCCGGAAAUGUUUAUUGGAUUUUAA